Messenger RNA from Balaenoptera musculus (blue whale), 264 nucleotides. RefSeq names its product ATP synthase subunit f, mitochondrial-like. Gene Ontology annotation, biological process: proton motive force-driven mitochondrial ATP synthesis. Gene Ontology annotation, molecular function: proton-transporting ATP synthase activity, rotational mechanism. Lineage: Eukaryota; Metazoa; Chordata; Mammalia; Artiodactyla; Balaenopteridae. The record is from RefSeq and is a predicted model, not a curated record. The transcript has a single exon.
AUGGCAUCAGUUGCACCAGUGAAGAAGAAACUCAUGGAUGUUAAAAUAGGGGAGCUGCCAAGUUGGAUACUGAGGCAGGAUUUUGCCCCUAAGGGCAUUGCCGGAGUGUUCCAAAGAGGUUACCAGUGGUAUGACAACAGGUAUGUCAACGUGAAGAAAGGAAACACUGCUGGGGUUUCUACAGUACUGGCAGCUUAGGUGCUUUUCAACUACUGCCUUUCUUAGAAGGAACUCAAACAUGAGCAGCUCUGCAAAUACCACUGA